UCCGGAAGUUGAUCGUCAGCCCUGAAAGGUGCGGUUGUCGUGUGUUCCUGUAAAACGCGCCCUCGGCCGCGCGGAGGAUGGUUUCCAGUCCCAGUUUGGUCCGUGGAGCUCGCUAACACCAGAGGGUUUUUUAUAUAUAUAUGAGCAACAUGAGGACGACGCGCACCAAACACGGCCUCCUGCGUGCGUGCGUCCUCUCGUGCUUCGUCGUGUCCCUGCUGUGCUCCACCUGCAGCGGGGUCCUCUCCGGGCGGGACGCGGCCUCCCGGCAGCCCGGGCCCAGGCGCAGCCGCCGCGGUCUGUCCAGCCCGAAGCAGGUGGGCGCGCAGCACCGGACGACGGACGAGCAGCGCGGGGACCAGAACGUGCAGUUCAUGCUCAGCUUGUACCGGAGCGCGGCGGAACCGGACGGGAGGCCCAAGCAGCACCGAAAGUUCGGCUCCAACACGGUGCGCCUGCUCAGAGCCUCGGCCUCCACGGUGCACUACCAACCUGCGGCAAGAGACCACCACUACACCUUCACGGUUCAGUACCACCUGGACACUCUUCCCUCCGAGCAGCUGAUCAGAGCCUCUUUCAUCCACCUCCGCUCUUCAUCCCCUCCCUCCUCAUCAUCCCUUCCCUCCUCAUCUUCAUCCCCUCCCUCCUCAUCCCAGGCCCCUGAGCCGCUCCGCUGCAGAGCCCAGAUCCCCUCGCUGGGCCCGGGGAGCCAGGUCACCCUGGAGCCCCACGAGCAGUGGACAGAGACGGACAUCACGGCGCAUGUUAUGGGACACUUCCUGCAAAGGAAGGACCAGGACGCGGGCGGACCCUUGACCCUCACUGCCCAGUACUGGUGCACAGAACCCUGGCUCGCCGGAGAGGACAGCGGCCCCUGGUGGUGGUGGAGGUCUCGUCUUCGAGGACAACGGAGAGAGGAAGCUCACCUCGAGGUCCCGUCUCUGCUUCUGUACUUGGAGGAAGGGAGGGAAGGGAAGGACUGGAUGGCGGAGCUGUUGGGGGCUGAAGGCAGAAACAUCAUGAGACAAAUCGGGCGGUGGCACCCUUCAGUGCGCCGCCGCCGUCGCUCCAAAGACUCGUCUUCAGAGUCCAAAGAUCCUUUGCUGGAUGUUCUGAGAAACGCCCCGACUUCCUCGUCGUCCUCCUCUUUUCCCUCGCUGCCCUCGGCCUCCAUCGCCUCCGACAUCCCCAACUACAAACGCAAAACCAUCAUGCCCAAGAACCGCUGCAAGCUCCACUCGUUCCGCCUCUCGUUCGACGAGCUCGGCUGGGGCCACUACUUCAUCGCCCCGCCGGUGUACAACCCCCGCUUCUGUCAAGGCGACUGCCCGCGCCUGCUCCCCAGCGAAUUCCACUCCCCCAACCACGCCAUCAUCCAGACGCUCAUCAACGACCUGGGCAUCGGGGACGUCCCUCCGCUGUCCUGCGUGCCCUGCAAGUACAUGCCCAUGAGCGUGCUGGUCGUGCACAAGAAGAAGGUGGAGUACAAGGAGUUUGAGGACAUGGUGGCCAAGUCGUGCACGUGUCGCUAAAAGGACUCUGGGAGCGAAGAGGACUAAAAGUGGGGGGCGGACUUGACGGGUCAUUUGAUCUGAAGCUCGGCGGCGGCGGCUGACCGUAACGAGCUGGAGGCAGGAAGUCGUUGUGGUUUCCGAUGCUCGCCAUCACUGUGAAAGCACUUUAAACCGGCAGCUGCUGGAUGUGAACUCUGGGCUGUGCCGACGGGAGCGAGUCCCCGACGUUAUGAUUGAACUAAUAAUAAUUGUAAUGUGAUUCUAAAGCACUGCGCUGGUUGCUCCAUUUCUCACUCACUGUCAUGUUUGCAUUUCGCCGCUGAUUCAUUGUUGGAAGCAUUUUAAGCCACUUGUGAGUAAUUUAAAUCGAUUUGAGUGGUGACGUCACAAAUCAAACUCCUGCAGAAAUUCGACUUUACACCUUUUUUAAGAAAAAACUUUAGGGAUCAACCGCAAAUCGUCUAAUGAAUCUUUCUUUCCUCUUCAUGUUCGUGUAUCAAUUCAGUUUUUUUUUU
Molecule: messenger RNA, 2029 nt
Organism: Hippoglossus stenolepis (Pacific halibut)
Lineage: Eukaryota; Metazoa; Chordata; Actinopteri; Pleuronectiformes; Pleuronectidae
Gene: bmp15
Product: bone morphogenetic protein 15
Exons: 3
Coding region: 141-1532 (463 amino acids)
Biological process (GO): BMP signaling pathway; SMAD protein signal transduction
Cellular component (GO): extracellular region
Molecular function (GO): growth factor activity; cytokine activity
Source: RefSeq, a predicted model, not a curated record